This is a messenger RNA of Apis cerana (Asiatic honeybee), 5062 nucleotides long. RefSeq names its product signal peptide peptidase-like protein (gene SppL). Gene Ontology annotation, biological process: membrane protein proteolysis. Gene Ontology annotation, cellular component: lumenal side of endoplasmic reticulum membrane; cytoplasmic side of endoplasmic reticulum membrane; Golgi-associated vesicle membrane. Lineage: Eukaryota; Metazoa; Arthropoda; Insecta; Hymenoptera; Apidae. Gene Ontology annotation, molecular function: aspartic endopeptidase activity, intramembrane cleaving. The record is from RefSeq and is a predicted model, not a curated record.
GAGUAGCAACCUCUUGGGGCCACAGCUAGUCACGUGACCCUUCUGUUUACCAAAAUGGUGUACAUUUAUGUUUUAUAAGUAAUUUUCAAUUUUUUCUAAUAGCUAUUAAUUUAUCUGUGACAUGUAUAAUAAAACAGAAACAGAAUUACAAUGAGAUUAUCGUUAGCGUUAAUAUUUCAUAACGAGCAACUGUAGCUCCUAUUAUAUUCGUGCUGCAUUUAGUUGUCACAAAUGAUUGUAGCGAAAGUUUGAAAGUAGUUGUACGAAAGUGUCUACAAUAUACAUAUAAGCUCUCGAUUUUUUUGAUCUAUUAGAAUUAUUGCAAUUCAUUACGAAUUGUUUGAGUGUAUUUACUCACGAUGCGAUAAUUGCCUUAUUAAUUACGCAAUUUUUUAAACUCUGACCUAUUGGAUUACUAUUUUUUUGCGUUCCCAUUCCAGAUGACUGAACUUCAUAUCUUUAUGGGGUGACCGAAGUUGUACAAGGCCUAUUUUCAUUACUGACAAUGUUGAAUACAAAGCAUUGCAGUAAUUACAGAUGAUCUCUGAUAUAGGUUAGUGCAAGCAGAAAGCACUUUCAAAUAGGACAUCUAAAUGUCAGAAGGUGUCCUAGCAUAACGUUUCAUGCUUUGGCCAGGCAUUUUUAAAGAUGGCCACGUAUCAAGUUGACUAUCAGUGGGCUUAUACCAUAAUGGAUUCAUCUAGAAUAUCCACAUUCCUAAUAUCAAUUUUAUUGAUAGUCUAUGGUAGUUUCCGAUCUUUAAACAUGGAACAAGAAGCUAGAGAAAGAGAAAAAGAAAAGGAACGUGGUAAUUUAUUGACUGGAAUUUUGAGUAACAGUAGCACAGCAAACGCAGAUGGUGCUAAUGGAAGAGUUCAAACCUUAAAUACAAUGCAUGCUCUCUGUCUACCUCUUGGUGCUUCCAUUUCUCUACUCGUCAUGUUUUUCUUUUUUGACAGCAUGCAAAUGCUUGUAGCAAUCUGUACAGCUAAUAUUUUUCUUACAGUUGUAGCUGCAGUUGCACUGGCAUUUCUUCUUUUACCCAUGUGUCAAUAUAUUAUUAGACCAUGUUCAGAUGGUAACAAAAUAUCCUUUGGUGUAUGUGGAAGGUUUACUGGUGCAGAAUUACUUUCAUUUUCAUUAAGUGUGAGUAUAGUAUGCAUUUGGGUACUGACUGGACAUUGGCUUCUUAUGGACGCAAUGGGUAUGGGACUAUGUGUAGCAUUCAUUGCAUUCAUUCGAUUACCUAGUCUAAAGGUAUCCACCAUAUUAUUAACUGGAUUACUCAUUUAUGAUGUCUUCUGGGUUUUCUUUUCAUCCUAUAUAUUCAGCACAAAUGUAAUGGUUAAGGUAGCAACUAGACCAGCAGAUAAUCCAGUAAAUCUUGUGGCUAGAAGGUUGCACUUAGGUGGUGUAGCGAGAGAAGCACCAAAACUUCCAUUACCUGGAAAAUUAGUAUUUCCAUCGAUGCAUCAAGCAGGACAUUUUUCAAUGUUAGGUCUUGGCGAUGUUGUUAUGCCAGGACUAUUGCUUUGCUUCGUUUUACGAUAUGACGCGUACAAAAAGACUCAAUUGUUGCCCGGUGGUUGUGAAACAGGAGUUCCACCGCCGCGUCACAUCAAUCGCAUUAGUUAUUUCCAUUGUUCACUCAUUGGUUAUUUUCUUGGUUUACUUACUGCUACUGUAAGCUCUGAGGUGUUCAAAGCUGCGCAACCUGCCUUAUUGUACCUUGUGCCCUUUACUUUAUUGCCAUUACUUACAAUGGCAUAUUUGAAGGGAGAUUUACGUCGAAUGUGGAGCGAACCAUUCAUAUCUCAACAACCUUCCAAACAUAUGGAAGUUUGACAACAGUCAUGGGUUUGUGUAUAUUACACAUUAUGGAAGGAAAACUAAUUGUAAAAUCCUAUUGUCACUUAUCAUAACAUCCUUAUUUUUAUCAAUGUCAUUUAAUGUAAGUAAUUUUUUUUAUACUUGCGUCUUUUAAUGCUACAAUGCAAAUUACACAAUUUCAUACACGAGAAAAAUAAAGUAUACUAUAUUUUGACAUUGAUUUAAUAUAAAAUUAAAAAUAUAAUACAAACAGAAAAGUCUUUUUAUUAAAUUGAAAGAUAAAACUGUUUUUGAAAAAGUUUUAUAUUUAAAAUACUGAUUAUAAUAACGUUCAUUUUAUAUCUUAAAUUCAAUAUUAAAUAAAUAAAUGAACGUAUAAAUGAUAUCAAUUACUAUUUCUGUAAAUGAAUAAAAACGCGUUCUGAAAUUCAUUUGAUAAAAUGGAUAUAUAUUUUUUUUAAUUUUACAGUGAAUUUACUAUAUAAAUUUUUAAUGAUUCAAAAUACACAAUUUUUUUAUUCCUUUUUUUUUACAUUAAAAAUAAAAUAUUAUACAUAUUAAUAAUUUCAUUAUAACACCGUUACAAAUGUAUGUGAUAUUCUGUGCAAAAAGAUUCUUUUUAAUUUAUAUUGUUUACCAGAUUAUUAUAUGUAACGUGUAGUUAUGGGUAGAUAUGGAUAAUUUAAUAAUUAUUCGACGAUUUCGAUGAAAAUCUAGUAAACGUAUGCGUGUAGGUUGUGAUUUUCUUUUACUUGGAGCUAGCAUUGAACAAAGCAUUCUUUAUGCAAACAUGUAUAUAAAUUUUGGUUUUUAUAAACUUAAGGAAAAGUUUACAGUUCGUUAUUAGAAUAAAUAGCAAGCAAUUUCUAUUUGCCAAAUGUCUUGCUAACUUUAUAUAGCACGUUGGAAAAUUUUGAUGAAAUGAAAAAUGAAUGUUGUAAAAUUUUAUUGUCAAAAAGAAAAAAGAAAUUGUGUAUUCAUAUUUUGAUUUUCAAGGACUAUGUCUUCGAUAAGAAAGAAGGAUUUAUGAUUGAAAAAUAGAGGUUUUAACUAAGCUCUUGCUAUGGAUAGGCACCAGAAAGACUUUAUAUGUUUAUUUAAAAACAAGACUGAAAGUAAUAUUGUAUGAAAGCCAAUAUAUUUAGAAGUCUGUCUCUCUUUCAAAAUAAAAUCAAUACUUUUGUUUAAUUUUCUUUGUAUCAAUUUAUAAUAUCAUAGAUUGAUAUGAUACAAUAUAUUAUUAUAUGUAAUACAAUAUUACACAAUAUGUCUCAAAUAGAAUAAUUGCUUUCAUAAUAUUCAUAUUACUUAUUGUAGAUUAUGAAAAAUUUAGACUUUAAAAUGUGUUAGUUGUUUACUGUUUGUUUUUAUAAUACUUUAUUCAUUACAUUCUAAAGAUUAUAAACGAAUUAUAUGUAUGUAUAUUUGAAUUUUGAUCUGUAAAUAUAUUUUAUGGAUAAGAAUAUUUUAAGAAAAGCGGUACGUUUUUUAAUGUAAUCUGUUUUGCAUCUAGAAUAAUAUAACAUGGUAUUAAAUGAGAUAAAUCACCGAAUACAGAUAAUAUUGAUUUAAAUUAAUCAUGACUUGUACACUUGUAUAUUGACAUAGAAAUUAAACUCUAAACUUUACGUGGACGAAAAAAAAAACAUAUUGCAAUCUUAUUAAUUAGAAAAAUUUCGGUACUUCAUUUUUCUCUUUUCGUUCUUAUUUUUAUAAUAUUAAUAGAUUGAUGUUAGUGUUAUACAAAAACUAAUAAUUCUAAAUUUUCUAAAAAUGAAUAAAAUAUUAUUUAUAUACGCGAUGUUUUUUUGCUUAUAUUAAUGUGAAUCAGAGAAUUUAAGCAAUUUUUACGAUGUAUCAUAUACAAGCUGUUUAAUAUCUUACUCAUAAAAAUACUCUUUUUGAUACAAUUAGUUUUUGUAUAAAACUGUAAUUCUUCCUAUAUUUUAUUCACCUGUCCAUAGCACAAGCAGUUAUUCUUAUUCAUUAUAUGUCUUGAAAUAAUCUUUGGACACAUCAUUUCAAAUCAUAUAGAAGAAAUAUCUAUUUCUCUUAUAAGAUAUAAGAAUAUAAGUGACAAAAUAUAUUUUAACUACUUCCGUUAUAAACGUAAACAUAAAAAAAAAAAAAAAAGAAAAAAAAAAGAAAAAAUAGACUUGACAUCAUUGUUCGAGAAGAUAAAUCUAAUAAAUUAUAAUUUUGCGUUUUAUUAAAGUUCAGAAAGCUUAAAACUCAUUUUAUGAUUCAUUUUUCUCUAUACUUAAACUUUUAUUCUUCCUUUUAAAUUAUGCAGCAUUAAUAUUUCAUAAUUUUUUAUAUACAUUUUUUUUUUAAUGUAUAAUAUUGGAUAUAUGUAUAUAUACAUAUACAUAUUAACUCUAUACAUUAAUUUUAUAUUAUUAAUUUCAAUUCGAUUUAUUACAAUUAUUGCCACUAAUUACAACUAUACAAUUGAUUUUUGUAAGUUAAAAUUUAAUUAAAUAUUUUAGUUAAAACAAAAAACAAAAAAUAUUUCAUCAGAGAUAUUAUGCAAUAAUAAAAUGUGUUUCAAUGCUUUCAUUAUUAGAGUGAAAUCCCUGAAUUAUUUUUUGUAUAGGAAAAUGAUUAUAUUAUGUUCUUACUUUAAUUACAUUUUUAUGUUUAAUUCAAAUUGUUUGUUUUUGUACAAACAAAAUUUAAUGCAUAAUAAUGUAGAAAAUAUCGGAUAUAAGAUUAAACUAACAACUUAGUUUAUGGUGAAAGUGAAAGAUGCAUAAAAUUACAUUUCUUCUUUUUUAUAAAUUCAUGUAAAAAAUCACGAGAAUUUUAAUCAAUGAGAAUCUUCAAGUCUGAUAAGUAACUUAUUGUGACUAGGAUAUAAUAAGUUUCAGAAUGAGAAGCAUGUACAUAAAUAACACACUCGAUUGUCCUUCAGUUUUUCCACAAACUAAGUGACAAAAUGAUAUAUAAUAUAUAUAUAAAUAAAUAUAUAUAUAUAUAUAUAUAUAUAUUGAUAUGAUGUAUGAAAUAAAAAGGUAAAUGAGAGAUACAUUUAAAGAAGAAGUUGGGAAUUAAGUCAUAAAUAGAAUAUAAUUAAAUGCUAAAUAAUAUAGCUGAUAUACUUAUAAGAGCACUUUGCUUGUACUGUUGCAAUUCUCGACUUGCAUGUGUACAGCUAUGUACAUUUUUAUAUAUAAUAAAAAUACGAUCGCUUUCGCGUGAUCGUAUUGAAUAAGUAAAGUUAUUGAAUAAA